Messenger RNA from Mycena citricolor, 1197 nucleotides. Lineage: Eukaryota; Fungi; Basidiomycota; Agaricomycetes; Agaricales; Mycenaceae. The record is from the annotation of a GenBank genome assembly.
CCCAGAUUUCGUCACAGGUCUUCCUCGCGGCCGAAGCGGAGUGCACAGCCACAACGCCGACCUGUCUGCUGAUGCUCGCCUCAUAUACUAUCUGAUGUAAGCAACCCGAGCGGCUCAGAUUCUAACUCGCUCUUAUCGGAACCCGUCACUCUGAAACUCUGUAAAGUUUUGUCCCUUGUGCUUAGACCGCCCUCGUGCGACGCUUUUCGUCAGGAACGCCCGCGCCCAUCAUGGAUCAAUGAUAUUAACAAUCGUGCACCUGCAAGCUGCCGGCCGAUGUCGAGACCGCUCAGGCGUGUGGCUAGCUACCUGAGGUGGCGUUAGGGACCAUUCGUUAUACAACGCUUAUAUUGAAGAGCUCAUACUUUCCACCACGUCAUCUUGGUGCCCUUUCGCACAUCCAUCCAUCUCAUCAUAUCACAUCAUAAAUGUAUUGGGACGAUGCAUGAUGUCAGUGCAGGGACUCCAAAGCCCCAAGUAUGGUCACCACACGCAGCCAGGAAGCCUCCGAGUCGCAGGUCGAAGACCCUAUCGCGCGGGCCCCAGAUAAUCUCUCUCGGGCAUCGGCCCCCGGGACAUCCAUUCUCAAACCAGCAGCGCCCAGCGACAGCGAGAACAUCGAUCCCAAUGUGGAGUCCCACGAGGUGGACCGCAAGACAGUGCAGAUCGAGCCCAGUGUGGUCAAAGUGGAAGAGAUACCAGCACAGAGCUCGGCGUGAUCUGCUAAGUCGCCUUCGGUGAGAAAUCGUCGCCAGGAUGCGACUAUUUCAAAUACCUACAAGCAGCUAUACAUCUCGGCCAAUCACGAUCGCCUGCAGUUAUAGCCGAAAUUGUUUACUUCGAUACCCCACCCCAAGAAUCAAUUGUAUGAGAUCCUGAACGGGGCUGGUGUAGAGACUCGUCUGGACAGCUCCCCAAGGGGAAGAACUCAUGCUGCGAGGGACCGUGUGCAUGAACAAUCGCACGCCGAUCUGGUAGUUCGGAGAGGAGGUUUCGAAAUACACGUGAUGAUAGGUGCAUCUUUUCAUUGGCUCGCUCUCGCACAAGUGCCCUAUCUUUGAUUGGCUUCAUGUCGGUCAAAUCUCACUCGAUAAACUGGCCACAAUUGGGGCUAUCCGGUCGAGUGCUAUGAUGUGCAUUAAAAUGUCGACGACAAAGGAAGCGGCUUUCCGCCCGAGCCUCAGCGGGUUAUUAUUU